AUGUCGGUCCCAAAUCCAUUACUAAAUAUUUUCAUCAGUGUUGACACAGAUGCUUCUGGUAAAAUCAGUUCUGAUGAAUUGCAACGUGCACUAUCAAAUGGUACUUGGAACCCGUUUAAUCCUGAGACUUGCCGAUUAAUGAUAAGUAUGUUUGAUUCUGAUCACGAUGGAGCCAUUAAUUUUGAUGAAUUUUCUGCUUUAUGGAAUUACAUCAAUCAGUGGACACAAUGUUUUCGUUCCUUUGAUGUGGAUGGUUCCGGGAAUAUUGACAAACGAGAAAUGUCGCUGGCUCUUUCGCAAUUCGGAUAUCGUUUAAGUGAUCGAUUCAUAGACUUACUGAUGACGAAAUUUGAUAGGACACACACGCAUCGCAUUAAUUUUGACGACUUCAUCCAACUAUGUGUCGUCCUGCAAACAUUGACAGCAGCAUUCCGCGACAAAGACUCGGAUCGAGAUGGUUUUAUUACUAUUGGAUAUGAAGAAUACCUCUUUAUGGUAUUCACUUCACAAAUAUGA
Thelazia callipaeda (thelaziosis nematode) is the source of this 516-nucleotide messenger RNA. NCBI's taxonomy places the organism in Eukaryota, Metazoa, Nematoda, Chromadorea, Rhabditida, Thelaziidae. The record is from the annotation of a GenBank genome assembly.